AUGAAGCAUCUUCCUCUCCACAGCUCUGCUCCCUUCUGGGGAAGCAGAGCUCUCCUGCUGUUUCUUGCCUUUUCCUUGGAGCAGACUACAGCAUCGUACACCAUCAGAAUCAAACAUGGAACAUGCCCCCAAAAUCGGUUGGAAUGUAAGACUCAGAUCCAGAGCUCAUGCAAAACAGAUUUCAAUUGUGAAGCCCAUCUAAAGUGCUGCACUUUUGCCUGUGCCAAGAUCUGCAUGGAUCCUUAUGAAGAACCCUGCAUGUUACCCUUAGACACGGGAAACUGUAAUGACAUCUUGACACGCUGGUAUUUUGACUUUGACCAACAACAGUGCAAAUCGUUUACAUAUAGUGGCUGUCAUGGGAACAUCAACAACUUCCUCAGCCAGACUGAUUGCAUGGAUGCCUGCAUGUUGAUUGUCAAGAAAGGACAGUGCCCACUCUUCCCUUUCCGAGGUCGAAUGGAGUGCCCAGCCUCGUGUAAGAAUGACAUGGAUUGCCUUGAGAAGGAAAAAUGUUGUGAAUCCAGGUGUGGCUUUGUUUGUGCCAGGGUCUGGUUAGUCAAAAUAGGUUUUUGCCCACGGAAGCCCCUGGCGUGUUCCAAGAUCGAUAAACCCAAAUGUCUACAGGACACUGACUGUCCACUAGAAGAGAAAUGCUGCAUGCACUGUGGACUGAAGUGCUUGGAUCCCAGAUACUGA
This is a messenger RNA of Nannospalax galili (Upper Galilee mountains blind mole rat), 699 nucleotides long. RefSeq names its product WAP four-disulfide core domain 8 (gene Wfdc8). Gene Ontology annotation, molecular function: serine-type endopeptidase inhibitor activity. Gene Ontology annotation, cellular component: extracellular region. Bases 1 to 699 code for a protein of 232 amino acids. The record is from RefSeq and is a predicted model, not a curated record. The transcript is spliced from 6 exons. Lineage: Eukaryota; Metazoa; Chordata; Mammalia; Rodentia; Spalacidae.